Messenger RNA from Thalassophryne amazonica, 1731 nucleotides. RefSeq names its product GTPase IMAP family member 8-like. NCBI's taxonomy places the organism in Eukaryota, Metazoa, Chordata, Actinopteri, Batrachoidiformes, Batrachoididae. The coding region runs from base 163 to 1722 and encodes 519 amino acids. Gene Ontology annotation, molecular function: GTP binding. The transcript is spliced from 3 exons. The record is from RefSeq and is a predicted model, not a curated record.
CAUGUUCGGGUCAGGUGGCUUUGAGGAUUGCAUUUCCUGAAUGACAAGUCUGGAUGACAAGAGUCAAGUGAUUUGAUCAUGAACCAUGUCAAUCCAGUUUGUGGGGUUGACUGAGGCUGACAAGGACCUUAAAGCAGACUUGCGAGAGAACUUAGAAAAGACAUGUCCAACAACAGCACAACUAGCAUGAGGCAGGCAAUGGUGGUUAUAGCCACAGGGGAGGAAUGGUCUCUCUUAAAACCUCUGCUGCAGGACAAUUUUGGAGAUGAAUAUCACCAGUUAACCUUUCGUUCUGAUGGACCAACUCAAGUCUGUGACAUAACAGUGGAUGGUGUCUCCACCAGCUUAUACUUUACCGAUUUGAAGCAAAAUAUGACAGCACAGGACAUCAGUCAGGCUCUUUAUGGUUGCUAUAAGUUGUGCUCCAGUGGAAACAUUACAUUUCUGCUCUUGAUCCAAGGUGGACAUUACACAAAGAGCCAAAGACGAAUGAUUGAGAUCCUGCAGGUGGACUUUGGAGCUGAUGUUUUAAAAUACCUCAUUGUCCUGUCUCUGGAUGACGGACACAUUGUUGACACAUUGGAUGACACUCUUCUGGAGUUGAUAAACACAUGCGAUGGCAGAUACUGCCACAUCACUUCAUCUUCAACAAAAGAAAAGCUACUUGCACUCAUUGAGAUGGCCAACUAUGUAUUGAAAGAAAACGGUUCCAGCGGUUACACUGAAAACAUGCUGAGCAAUGCAAAGAAAAGGAACAUGGAGGACUCAGCUAUGAGAAUGCUGAAGGAGAAGCUCCAAGAAGCCGAGCAGAAGGAGCAGGCCUUCAUUCAGGAAACACGACUGCAAGAAGAGAGAAGGGCCAGAGAGGUGAAGGAGCUGGAGAAGAAGCAUGCUGAAGAACGGAAGGAAGAAGCAGCUGAAAGAACGGUGUAUGUAACAAAGCGAGAGAACCUUGAGGAGGCUGUGAGAAGCCACAGAGCUUCCCUACAGCUGCUGAUACACCGUGUUGAAGAUGAAACCAGUGAAAUGUCAGUGGUCCUGUUGGGCUUGUCUGGCAGUGGGAAGUCUUCUGCUGGAAACCUGAUUCUACAGAGGGCAGCUAGUCAAUACUCCAUCAGUGAUCCUUUUCAGGAUCCUAUUCAGCCAACCAUAGCCUGUGAAAGGAAGGAAUUGAUUGCAGCAGGGAAGAAACUCAUCGUGGUGGACACCCCUGAGCUGUGGGAUGAGGACGGUGUGGAGGAUUUAGAGUUGGUGAAGGACUGUCUGGCUCUAGCCCUCCCAGGACCCCACGUCUUCCUGCUGGUGCUCCAGGUGGGACGCUUCACCCAAGGCGAGAGCGAGAUGUUGGGUCACCUGCAGAAAAUCUUUGGAAGAGAGUUUGCAGAGCAUGCCAUUGUCCUGUUUGUCCACUUUGAUAGCAACCAGCACAGGCCUCAAAAGAUCAACGACUACGUAACCAGUGCCCAUUUGAGUCUUCAGGAUCUGCUCCGGAAAUGCGGAAGCCGCUAUUAUGAGCUGAAUGUUGCAAAGUCCCACAAUGCUUUGAGCUAUCCUCAGGUCAAAGAGCUCCUGUCAGGGGUCAACAAAUUGGUUGCUUCCCAUGGGGGAAGCUGCUUCUCAAGUAGAAGGUUUUCUGUGCAGGAGCUGAAGGAGAGGAAGAAAACGUUAGAGGAGAGAAAGGAGGAGGCAACGGAAGGAAAUUAUUUAUUAAGAGAUAGUUGAUUUUUUUAU